GGAGGUGCCGGGAGGGGAGGUGCCGGCGGGGAGGCGCCGGCCCCGGGUUUGAACCGACAGCUCCUCCGGCGGGCAGGGGCGGGAGCCCGGGCGGCUGCGAGGGCGAGUGACGCGCCGAGCCGGAGCCAUGGUCCGCCAGGUGCUCUACCGGGCGCUGGUCUCCACCCGGUGGCUGGCCGAGUCCGUGCGCGCCGGGAAGCUGGGGCCCGGCCUGCGGGUGCUGGACGCGUCCUGGUACCCGCCGGGCACCCGGGACGCGCGCCGGGAGUACCUGGAGCGCCACGUGCCCGGCGCCUCCUUCUUUGACAUGGAGGAGUGCAGGGACCGGGCAUCCCCCUACGAGAUGAUGCUGCCCAGCGAGGCGGGCUUCGCGGACUACGUGGGCCGCCUGGGCAUCGGCAACGACACCCACGUGGUGGUGUACGACGGCGACGACCUGGGCAGCUUCUACGCGCCCCGCGUGUGGUGGAUGUUCCGCGUGUUCGGCCACCGCACCGUGUCCGUGCUCAACGGCGGCUUCCGGAACUGGCUGAAGGAGGGCCACCCGGUGACGUCCGAACCCUCCCGCCCCGAGCCCGCCGUCUUCAAGGCCACCCUGGACCGCUCCCUGCUCAAGACCUACGAGCAGGUGCUGGAGAACCUUGAGUCCAAGAGGUUCCAGCUGGUGGAUUCGCGGGCCCAGGGGCGGUACCUGGGCACCGAGCCCGAGCCGGAUGCCGUAGGACUGGAUUCGGGCCACAUCCGAGGCUCGCUCAACAUGCCGUUCAUGGACUUCCUGACGGAGGACGGCCUUGAGAAGAGCCCAGAGAUGAUCCGAGCUAUGUUCGAGGCCAAGAAGGUGGACCUCGCCAAGCCCCUCAUCGCCACCUGCCGUAAGGGUGUCACCGCCUGCCACAUUGCCCUGGCCGCCUACCUCCUCGGCAAGCCCGACGUGGCCGUCUAUGACGGCUCCUGGUUCGAGUGGUUCCACCGGGCCCCCCCAGAGACCCGCGUGUCCCAGUCGAAGGACGGGAAGGCCUGAGCAGGGAGGCUCUCUGCUCGCCCAGAGCUCAGACGAUUAGCGACUGGCAUGGCCUGCAGCUGGUUCUUAGCUCCACCUAGGAGAUCUUAGGGUUGUGGCUAAAGCUCUCUCCUUACCCCUCCCCCAACCACAAAGCUGGAAUAAACGUGGCUUUUUCUGA
Molecule: messenger RNA, 1181 nt
Organism: Pipistrellus kuhlii (Kuhl's pipistrelle)
Lineage: Eukaryota; Metazoa; Chordata; Mammalia; Chiroptera; Vespertilionidae
Gene: TST
Product: thiosulfate sulfurtransferase
Exons: 3
Coding region: 128-1021 (297 amino acids)
Biological process (GO): transsulfuration
Cellular component (GO): mitochondrion
Molecular function (GO): thiosulfate-cyanide sulfurtransferase activity
Source: RefSeq, a predicted model, not a curated record